Pochonia chlamydosporia 170 is the source of this 789-nucleotide messenger RNA. RefSeq names its product oxidoreductase, short-chain dehydrogenase/reductase family. The coding region runs from base 1 to 789 and encodes 262 amino acids. Lineage: Eukaryota; Fungi; Ascomycota; Sordariomycetes; Hypocreales; Clavicipitaceae. The transcript has 2 exons. The record is from RefSeq and is a predicted model, not a curated record.
AUGUUCAAUCUUCCUGGGGUAGCGCUCAUCACCGGCGCCGGUGGCAAAGGCAUUGGCGCAGCAGUUGCAACCGCUUUUGCUCGGUCAGGGUGUUCUAAGUUUGUAAUUACGGACAUCAACCCUACAUCCCUUGAGGGAACCCGUGCCGCCAUCCUCAAGAUCAACUCCCAGGCCAGCAUAUCGAGCCAAGCAGGCGACGUAUCUGAUGAAGCCUUUGUCAAUGCAUUUGUGUCAGACGCAAUUAAGACUUUCACUCGCAUCGACUAUGCUGUGAGCUGUGCUGGCAUACUCGGCGCGUCCCUUCGUUCGCACGAAACACCAAUAUCCGAAUUUGACAAAAUCACAAACGUGAACUACAAGGGCUCAUGGCUUGUCUCACGGGCCGUCCUAGGCCAAAUGAUCAAACAGCAGCCUCUUUCUGAGCAUCCAGAACAGCGAGGUGCCGUGGUUAACAUCGCCAGCCAGCUUGGCAUCGUGGCUCGGCCGACCGCGCCUGUAUAUUGCGCUUCCAAGGCGGCCAUUAUCAACAUGACGCGGUCCGAUGCUAUAGACUAUGCGUCAGACGGCAUCAGAGUCAAUUGCGUGUGCCCCGGGGUUAUCGAAACACCAAUGACGACGGGUUCUGAAGAGGUUAAGGAGCGGCUCCAGCCCGCAAUAGACAUUGCACCAAUGCGUCGCAUGGGGAGGCCUGAGGAGAUUGCCGAUGCGACUUUGUUCUUAUGCUCAAAACAAGCAUCUUUUAUACAAGGUCACGCUUUGGUGGUGGAUGGAGGAUACACGAUCAACUAG